Messenger RNA from Amorphotheca resinae ATCC 22711, 3064 nucleotides. RefSeq lists its product as hypothetical. Gene Ontology annotation, molecular function: NAD binding; NADP+ binding; arginine binding. The coding region runs from base 292 to 2955 and encodes 887 amino acids. Gene Ontology annotation, biological process: L-arginine biosynthetic process. Gene Ontology annotation, cellular component: mitochondrial matrix; cytoplasm; mitochondrion. The record is from RefSeq and is a predicted model, not a curated record. Lineage: Eukaryota; Fungi; Ascomycota; Leotiomycetes; Helotiales; Amorphothecaceae. The transcript is spliced from 2 exons.
GAACAAUUCCUCACCACGUUCCAGUGAUUUCUGAAUUACAGUACGAUACGCCCCCUCCUGUGCGCCUCCUUUUACAGCCCAUCAGUUCGCAGAUCCUGAUACUGCCAGUCACUAAUCGCGCUCAGAGUCUAGUCUGCGUCAUUUUCUACUCUUUUUAUCCCCGCCUUUGAUGAGAUAAAUACAGAGAGAUUCCUGCCUGGGAACUCGACUCGCACCUAGUCGUUCUCAGGAGCUGGACGAAGAGCUUUCCUGUCCCAUAUAUUCCUAUUCCGCUCAUACGCCGGCCACGAGAUGCUGGCUCUACGCUCCACAGCCGGAGCUGUGGCCAGAAGGGCGCGAACAGCUGCCCGACGACUUCCUGCGACCUGUGCCUGCACUCUGCCAAAGGUCACCACAGCUGUAACUCUCUCAUCUCGAAGGGACUACGCAUCUUCCUCUUCCGACAGCUUUUCCACUCGAUCGACUGUCGUGCAAUUGCUUAGCAACAUUGGUUCAAAGAGAGAGGUCCAGCAAUACCUAUCUCAUUUCAGCUCUGUUUCUUCUCAGCAGUUCGCCGUUAUUAAGGUCGGAGGCGCAAUUAUCACCGAACACCUCGAAUCUCUAACAUCUGCCCUCGCAUUCCUCAACCAUGUCGGGCUUUACCCUGUCGUUGUACACGGAGCCGGGCCGCAACUGAACAAGCUGCUAGAGGAUGCCGGCGUUGAGCCUCAUUUCGAGGAGGGAAUUCGGGUCACAGAUGGCAAGACACUGGCAGUAGCCCGAAAGCUCUUUUUGGAGGAGAACUUGAAACUGGUGGAGAAGCUGGAAGAGAUGGGUGUUCGUGCGCGGCCGAUUACAUCAGGUGUAUUCGGUGCCGAUUACCUAGACAAGGAGAAAUACGAUCUGGUGGGCAGGAUAAACAAGGUCAACAAGGGUCCCAUUGAAGCCUCGAUUAAUGCCGGAUGUCUGCCAAUCUUGACUUCAAUGGCAGAGACGCCAGAGGGUCAAGUGCUCAACGUCAAUGCCGAUGUUGCCGCUGGAGAGCUUGCCCGAGCACUCGAACCGUUGAAGAUUGUCUAUCUUUCUGAAAAGGGCGGGCUUUUCAAUGCCGACACGAACGAAAAGAUCUCUGCUAUCAACCUGGAUGAGGAAUACGAUUACUUGAUGUCACAGUGGUGGUGUCGAUAUGGCACGAGGUUAAAGAUCAAGGAGAUCAAGGAACUGCUUGAUGCGCUGCCAAGAACCUCCAGCGUCGCAAUUAUCCAUCCAGCAGAUCUGCAGAAGGAAUUGUUCACCGAUACCGGAGCCGGGACACUGAUUCGACGAGGAAACAAGUUGGCGACUGCUACGAAGCUCUCUGAUUUCGAAAAUUUGGAUAAGCUCAAGGAAGUCCUUGUUAGAGAUCGCGAAGGCCUUGACGCCAGAGCUACGGUUGACCGAUAUGUUGAGGGUCUCGAAAACCGACCUUUCAAGGCUUACUUCGACGACCCAAUGGACGCCCUGGCGGUCGUCCUACCACCGAACUCCUCGAGCUCCCUUGCCAAUCUUGCUACUUUCACAAUCACCAAAGCUGGAUGGCUGACUAACGUUGCGGAUAACGUUUUUGCGGCCAUUAAGAAGGAUCACCCAAAGCUAGUGUGGACUGUGAAGGGAGAUGAUGAGAAUCUAACCUGGUUUUUCGACAAGGCUGAAGGAAGUCUGUCCAAGGAUGGAGAGGUUAUGUUCUGGUAUGGAAUCGACAACAGCGAUGAGGUUAAGGAGCUCAUGACUGAGUUCACCAAAUACGGUCGCUCUAUGCUGGGUGAUGCCAACCUGGAAGCCCGACUCCAACGCGCAGCCAAGGCAGCAUCCGGAAUGAGUGCUUCGAUCAAGAACAGUUCGCAAGCGCGUGCCUUCUCGACCAGUGCACGUAGGCCUGUGUCGAAGACAUCCCGCGCCUUCGCUGCUUCAUCGCGUGGCUAUGCUACCACCACCAACCCCAACCCUCCCUUUGGCACCAAGAACUCUUCAAACAACCAGCCAGCUAAGGUUGCGCUGAUUGGUGCCCGAGGAUACACCGGGCAAGCACUCAUUAACCUUCUCAACGCACACCCGAACAUGGAUCUCCGUCAUGUUUCAUCACGUGAACUUGCUGGCCAGAAGUUGAAGGGAUACGAUAAGCGCGAGAUUACCUAUGAGAACUUGAGCCCUGAGGAUGUCCGCCGUAUGGAAGCAAAUGGCGAAAUUGAUUGUUGGGUUAUGGCUCUUCCAAACGGUGUCUGCAAACCUUUUGUGGAUGCAGUUGAAGAAGGCAAGGGGCCUCAAAACAGCGUUAUCGUUGAUCUCUCUGCCGAUUACCGAUUUGACAGCAAGUGGACCUACGGUCUUCCCGAGCUUGUGAACCGAUCUGAUAUCGCGAAAGCGACUCGGAUUUCCAACCCGGGCUGUUAUGCUACCGCUGCACAGCUCGGCAUAUCACCCUUGGUGCCUUUCCUCUCUGGAUCUCCUACCAUCUUCGGUGUUUCAGGUUACUCCGGCGCUGGAACAAAGCCCAGCCCAAAGAACGACGUCAAAAACCUGACAGACAACAUUAUCCCCUACAGUCUCACUGACCACAUCCACGAGCGAGAAAUCAGUUCGCAGCUUGGUGUAGAGGUAGCUUUCAUUCCCCACGUCGCGGUCUGGUUCCAAGGCAUUCACCACACUAUCAAUAUCCCAUUGAAGGAAAAAAUGACAAGCAGGGACAUUAGACAGCUAUACCAGGAGCGAUAUGCAGGUGAGCGGUUGGUGAAGGUUAUCGGGGAGCCACCAAGCGUGAAGGCUAUUAGUGGCAAGCACGGAGUCCAGAUCGGUGGGUUUGGAGUUCACAGCUCAGGAAAGAGGGUAGUGGUUUGUGCUACAAUUGAUAAUUUAUUGAAGGGGGCUGCUACACAAUGUUUACAAAACAUGAAUCUCGCUCUAGGAUUUGCAGAAUAUGAAGGUAUUCCUCUCGAUUAGAUGGAUGACGAUUGCGGGAGUUUGAAAAGUCGUUCAGUUUUCGGUCAAGCGACGAGAGCAACCAGAGCCGCGAAUAUGGUCUUGUAUAUAGGGUUACCAGGGGCGCUAC